Molecule: messenger RNA, 2016 nt
Organism: Tricharina praecox
Lineage: Eukaryota; Fungi; Ascomycota; Pezizomycetes; Pezizales; Pyronemataceae
Exons: 6
Coding region: 217-1932 (571 amino acids)
Source: RefSeq, a predicted model, not a curated record
GGAAAAAACACCUGCCUGCUUUGACGCCGGGCCAGGCUGACUGACUGACUGUACGAGCCUCCCUCCCUCCCCUCCUCGAAGACUGUAUUACUGGAACCUCUUAGAUAUAAGACAUGAAUCCCGUAGCUAAGAACAAAAGAAACACAACAGCAACAACACAACCGACCCUCCAACACUCCCACACACCAACCAGUUCACCAACCUCCAGUCUCUGCCAUGGCCAACCCAGCAGGCGUACACGAGGCGCCUACUAGCCACUCACUCUCGCCUCCAGGAUCGCCACUACACCGCUCCGCUUCAGGGCUCACAUUGACAAACCCGCCGCCAGUACGGUGGGAGAGCUACCCGGAAAGCCUCAGUGCCGUGAACUACAACCCCGUGGAGUCAAACAUCAAGCGACAUGCACGGCGCCUCGCCAAAGAAAUGUCUUCGGGACGAUUGCUGGUCGGUGAUGAGAAGCAGGCGGAUGUUGACUCGAUUACUGUGCGGUACUCGCAAGACGGGGAGAAGUGCGACCAGAUCGAGUAUGCCGAACACGAUAGCGUGGAGGGCGUGGAGUCCAUGCUGGAGGGCGCCACAGCCGCGUCGACGUCUACAUUCAUCACGAUCACACCAAACGGUUCUUUCGGCUACCUCCCGGUGUGUCGGGAAGCACUGCUGAAGAUCCUCUCGUACCUUGCUGUCUUCCCCGGGUUCCUCGAGAUUCUCUACACUUUUGGCCAGAAGAUCUGGGAGGAGAACGAGAACUUUGGGAUUUAUAGACAGCACUGUCAUCUACCGGCGCCGGACGCUGAUGGAGAAGACGUCGGAGCUCCUGAGCCUUUCUUUGAGGUUUGCUACAACCUCAAGUACGUGACCAAGACGGAGUCCAACAUGCCCACUGAGAAGUUCCGGUUCGCCACACGCAAGACGGGGGUAUGGAUGAAGUACUAUCCAUCGAGCCAGCGAUCAGUGUGGAUGAACGUGCACCCAUCCGACGAAUUCUGGGAGCAGCUGGAGGACCUAGUGCAGGCCGACAGCGCCUCGGCCACCCGACGGAGCGACCUCGAUAUCCACCUGCUGCAGCUGUCGUGCGCGGACGAGAGCUGGGCGGAGUACAUCAACCACCUGGAGCAGGAGAACCACCUACUGAAACUCAAAACCUGCAUCAGCAGCAGCGCCCCUUCCCGCGCUCCCUCCGCCAACCUGCAAAAAUCUAGCGCACUAGACGACGCGCAGCGCCUGGCGCGGCAACGCAGCAAGCUGCUGGAGCUGUACAACUUCCUGGGGAUGAACGAGUACAUCAUCGCGUCGAUGAGCGCGGGGUUCGCCGAGUUCCGACGGCUCAGCGCGGCCUCCGCGGCCUCAGCGGCAAAACUCGCGGGGGACAAGGAGUUUGAAAUGUUCGAGGCUGCGCUACAGAGGCAUGGAAUGAGAACGGCGCAACAUAGGGAUAGGGUCAUGACUCUGCUUAGGGUGUGUGAGAGCUUGGCUACGCUGGUCCCCAGCAUGUUAGUCUCACAUGACAACAACCUCAUGCGCGGCCUGCAGGAGAAGGCGGCCGAGUACACGCGGUCGAUGAAGACGAUCACGGUGGUCACAAUGGUGUACCUACCACCAACCUUUGCUGCCGGCCUCUUCGGCGUAGAAUUCAUCCAGGGCAAAUCUCUAAGCCAGUUCAAGUACCGACUGAUGGUGUUCCUGCUGCUGCUGUCGGCGCUGAUGGCGGUGACGAUCGGCAGCUGGAGGUGGUACGAGAGCCGCACAAGGAAGGCGGACGGGGAGCUUGCAGAUUUGGAGGCCGCGGGGGAUAAAAGAAACGGGAAUGGGGGCGGGGUUAGGGGGGCUGGUGGGGCGGGAGCGGGAGGGAUGGGAGAGCUGGCAGCGAAGAUUUGUCCGCCGCCGCUGGUGAGGUCGUAUGGGAGUACGGAGCAGACACAGACGCAGAAGUAGCGGGGAGAGGAUGGUAGGUUCUACGCGGGGCCUUGGUUGGAUAACCAGACCGGGUCGGGGAAGGGAAAAUUAUAGAUAUAGACG